Messenger RNA from Penicillium subrubescens, 480 nucleotides. RefSeq names its product Aminoglycoside phosphotransferase. The transcript is spliced from 2 exons. The record is from RefSeq and is a predicted model, not a curated record. The coding region runs from base 1 to 480 and encodes 159 amino acids. Gene Ontology annotation, cellular component: mitochondrion. Lineage: Eukaryota; Fungi; Ascomycota; Eurotiomycetes; Eurotiales; Aspergillaceae.
AUGGAUGACGAUUCACGUAUCGUGACUGGACUGCCCUUCACAUUCGCUGGGCCUGGGAAAUUAACAACGGCCUCUGAAUUGGCAACCAUUCAAUAUUUCCUUGAUUGGAGCGACGACGCAUCAAAUAGGGUUGGAAGCGAAUACAUCAUCAUGGAGCAUGUGACUGGUGUCCAGCUACUGCGAAAAUGGCCUCACAUGUCGGGGGGUCAGAAAGUGCUAUGUAUUGCUGCCCUUUAUGAAAAGCUGAAACAGAUAGUUGGCCUGGAAUUCCCCACAUAUGGAAGCAUAUAUCCUUUCACUUCAUCUCUGGACUUUCUCUCCAAAAUACAGCUAGAGACCGGUUUUUGCAUCGGGCCUCACUGUGGAACGAGGUAUUGGGAUUGUGGAGACGACCGGUCUUAUCAUCAUACAGUUCCCAACCAAGGUCCUUGUGGGUCCAUUUUGAUCACAAUACUUGAGAGAAGGAGUACUAACACAUGA